Molecule: messenger RNA, 1258 nt
Organism: Talpa occidentalis (Iberian mole)
Lineage: Eukaryota; Metazoa; Chordata; Mammalia; Eulipotyphla; Talpidae
Gene: FAM221A
Product: family with sequence similarity 221 member A
Exons: 7
Coding region: 38-934 (298 amino acids)
Source: RefSeq, a predicted model, not a curated record
GCGUGCGGCGCGGGCGCUUCGCGCUUCCCCGCCGACCAUGGAGCGGGUGACGUUGCCUCCCGGAGGCGCGGCGGCCGUCGAUGAGUACCUGGAGUACCGGAGAAUUGUUGGUGAGGAUGAUGGAGGGAAACUUUUUACUCCUGAAGAAUAUGAAGAAUACAAAAGAAAAGUUUUACCUAUGCGCUUACAGAACAGAUUAUUUGUGAGCUGGCGAUCACCAACUGGAAUGGAUUGUAAACUUGUGGGUCCAGAGACACUGUGUUUUUGUACACAUAGGUAUAAGCAACAUAAAACUGACUUUGAAACAAUUCCACAGCAGCGUCCCAUUAGUCUGCCUUGCCGAGUGACUGGCUGCCAGUGCAGGGCUUACGUUUAUGUCCCUCUGAAUGGCACACAGCCCAUUCGCUGCAGAUGCAAGCACUUUGCGGAUCAACAUAGCGCUGCCCCCGGCUCCGCUUGCAAUGCCUGUUCCAAGUGUUCAGGAUUCCAUAGUUGCUUCACAUGUGCUUGUGGUCAGCCUGCGUAUGCCCAUGACACAAUAGUAGAAACUAGGCAAGAAAGACUGGCUCAGGGAAAACCAGUGGGACAGGAUGUUCCCUAUGCAGCAAUGGGAGGAUUAACUGGCUUCAGCUCACUAGCAGAAGGCUACAUGCGGUUAGAUGACAGUGGAAUUGGUGCACCUUCUGUUGAAUUUUUAGACUCUCCAGUUACAGCCACAGACCAUCCAUUUCUCAAGGCAUUUCAAGCAUCCUCUAGUUCUUCUCCUGAAACAUUAACAGUUGUAGGUACAAGUAGUCAAGUUUCUUCCUUAAGGAGACCAGAAGAGGAUGACAUGGCUUUCUUUGAAAGACAAUACCAGGAAAGGAUAAAAAUGGAAAAGGCUGCUAAACAGAAAGGAAAAGCACCAUUACCAUCAACUACAAAACCUUCAUGAAGACUCCUGGGGAAAUUGAAACCAUCUUCCACAUGUGUUUUUUGUGUUUAUUUAAAUAUAAUAUAGCUUGUUUUCUCUCAAAUUACUCCUUUUACUGGGUAAAAUCUUUUUGGUUGUUUAUUUAAAUAAGUGAAAAUACCUUGUAUUAUUUUUGUCAAUUUAUGAUUUACAAAUUUGUAUAUACUUUUUAUUUCUACUAAAAAUGAGGUUAUUUUCAUGAGUUAAAACCUGAAAUACAGGUGACUUUUAGUCUAUUAUAAUUUCAGGCUAUAAUCUGUAUUUUAAAAAUUUAAGAUGUUAUUAAGGAUUUUGAACAAAUGUACA